AUGGACGCCACACAAGUCAUCAACGACUCCAUCGUAGAGUCUGAUGAGGAAACAAAUGACGAAAAGACGAAAGAAGGAAGGCAACCUUUAGCGAAACUGUGCAUCUUGAAGAAUGACCACGUUCCUGAAAGAGAGUUUCCUCUUUUUGUGGGCGAUAACAUACUUGGUCGUGACGUUUCCACCUGCACGCUUCCCCUGCUGGCACCCUCCAUUUCCAAACAGCAUGCCACUAUCUGCAUUUCUGUGCACCGCCGGCGAGGCUCCCGCAGAGGAGUCGAUAUGGAGGCUUUGGUUUGGGACUUGGGUAGCAUGAACGGCACCCGCAAAGGCCGCCUCAAGUUGACCCCUAAUGUCCGUUAUGCACUGAGUGAGGGGGACCAUCUUGUGAUGGCGGACAUCCCGUGUCAGUACGUCAACAUCAGCGACGCGCGCGAAGACGUCGGGGACAGAACAUCUGGGGUUCGAGUCAGUAUUCCAGGUGAUUCUGUAGAAAAAACGGAUUGUGUUAAGGCAAGCACCAGCAGGAAGUCACAGGCUUCAACUACAGUUUCAUCUGUGGGUGCAGCAGAGAAGCAACUUGUACAAAACAGCUGUGUAUCCUUUGAGAGCACUCCAGUCCAGAUGCUGGGGACUUUGGUCCCAGAAUCUGAUUCUGACUCUGAAUGUGAGAGAUCAGGGCUCAGAGAGGUCAAGUGCAAGCUUAUAGGGUCACAUUCUGACUCCCAUGUAUCCAGUCCCAUCUGUUCAACAUUCUUGAGUCCAGCAAGCAAAAUAGUCCCUGAAAGUCCCUACUGUGAGGAUGAAAGUCCUGUCUUACCAUCUACGUCUACUAAAGAGACGCCUCAUGGACAUGUCAGCUUCAGCAAAGAGAAGCCGGACAUGGAUGUUGGGGGACAGCAGAAAAAAAACACGCUUUCUAUUGCGGAUGACAGUGAUGAGGAUGGUGCAGCGGAAAUUGGCCAGACAACGGAAAAGGCCACUCUCAAGGAAAGUGAGCGCAUUGUGCAAGAACAGCUGAAAAGCCAGGUUUGCUUUACAGAGGAGAAGCUGUUGCAAAUGUCCACAAGCACCGUCUCCACACAUGCCGUCCCCAAAUUUAACAUGGACAGCGACACGGACGUGGACAGUGACGAGGCAGAACCAGUGUUAGACCAGAAGCCGAAUGCUGCGUGCUUUCACAUGGACAGCGAUACGGAUGUGGAUGAUGAAAACGACGCAGCAGCGGGCGAUGCAGCCUCAUCUUCUUUACAGCCCAAGGCGGGCGACGGAGUCCGUGACAGUGACAUGUCACCCGAUGCUAAAAUAGCUGACACGGUUACGCCAGUGCUGCCAGAUGACUUCCAGCUAGACAGUGACACAGAUGUGGACGAAGAGGCUGACAGCACCAGCAGGGAUGAGACGCCUUCCAAGCUGAAUUUGAUUAGGGACGUGUCAGAGUCUGAUGAAGACCAGACUACCAAUUUUACUACACAUCCGAAUGUCAGGGAUUCAACUACUGGAUCAAAUAACAGCAAUGCAGCGAGAGAGCUUCCUCAGUUUUCACCUGUUGCCACCGCACCCUCUUCAGUUCCUUGUGGUGUUGUCACAACAGCUGCUCAAUUGGACUAUGAGUCUUGUGUGCCCCCUACUGACCAGGACAGUGAUACUGAUGUGGAAGAGGAAAAAAAUCCAAUUGAAGGGGUGAAAAAAUCUGGUUUGGAGGCAUCACAUCUGCAGAAUUGCUCAACUCCGGUGCAGCUUUCAGGACAAAUGGAAGAGAUGGAGACCCAAGCCUUCCUUAGUCCCUCUCUGGAUCCAGGGAAAGGUGCUGUCAACAGUGCUGCGGGAUCUGCAGUAUUGUCUUCACACUUAGACAGCUCAGACGAGGAGGACAUUGUUGUCGCUGAGACACAAUACUUUGACAAUCAGACCCAAAUGCAGAUUGGGAGUGGCUUCAAUAACAGUCACGAAUCAUCUGGCAAGGACUUGGAAGAAUUGCCUGUCACAGGAGCGUCUUUCCAGCUGGGAUUGUCUGACAGCAGCCACUUGCAGAGUGAGGCUCAAGCUUUGGCAAGAGAGAAUACCCAGGCCUUUGCCAUGGUGGCUGAGGCUGAGACCCAAAUGUUUUCAAAUUUCUCAAGUGCAGAAACGGCAUCCCUUGGAAAUGGCUUAAACAUAGAGACGGUCCAGGCCUAUGUGUCGCCUACCAGGAGUCCAGGGAUUUCGGAGAGGGGUAGGCAGCUGAAUCUGGCUUUACAAGAAACCCAGGCCUAUGUUUCAGAUUGUGAUAGUGAAUCUGAAGAACCGUUUGAUUUGCCCCAAAAUCCUGCAAUUGACUACCCCACAGGAAACAGUCCUCUUACCCCUUUGCAACCAAACCAGAUAGCUAAAGCAACUGAUUUGAGUGAAGAAUAUGGAGAAGUUUCUGUCUCGGAGGACGGAAAACUACAACUUGAUGAAAAAAUGCAACCAGUUACGAAUUCUUUUGGUUUGGCUAAUCUUCAGCCGAUUAGUAUAGCUGCAACUCAGCCUAUGGCUAUAAGUGGAACUGAUGAAAGCAGUGAUGAGGACUUCAGUUCAGUCUUGCAUGAAGGAAAAGCACAACUUAACAAGGAGAUUCAACCCAAUUUGAUUUCUCGUGGUUUGGCUUCUAAUCUACAGCCUUUGAGUGUAGGUGCAACCCAGCCCAUGACUACAAGUGAAAAUAAGGCAACUGACAGCAAAAACUUGAUUCAAGUCUCAUGUGAAAGUAAAAUGCAGCGUCAUAAAGGAAAGCAAGCAAACCUUCCAAUGACUAUAGCUGCCACACAGCCUUUGCCAACAAGUGAAAAUGAGGAAAGCAAUGAUGAGGACUUGAUUAAGGCAACUGACAGCAAAAACUUGAUUCAAGUCUCAUGUGAAAGUAAAAUGCAGCGUCAUAAAGGAAAGCAAGCAACCUUUCCAAUGACUAUAGCUGCCACACAGCCUUUGCCAACAAGUGAAAAUGAGGAAAGCGAUGAUGAGGACUUGAUUAAAGACAUGGCACAACCCAAUAGAAGCCUUUUUGAUUUAGCUUCUAAUCAUCAUUCUAUAGCCGCAACCCAGGCCAUGGCUACCAGUGAAAAUGAGGAAACUGACAGUGAAGAUCCCAUUCAAGUGUUGGGUAAAGGGAAAGUUCAACUUGAUAAUGAGAUGCAACCCAGUACAAGUUCUGUCAUUUUGGCUGUUACAGCCCAUCCUCAUAGUAUAGCUGAGAGUCAGCCUAUGGCUACAAUCCAAAAUGAAAGUGAUGAAGAGGAUUCAGUUCCACUCUUGCGUAAUAGAAGAAAAGCAAGACAACUUGAGGAGACGCAGUCCCUAAGCAGUACUCUUGAAAUCCCAUCUGGCAGUUUGACUUGUGAAAGUCCUGCAAAGGACAGUGUUGAAAGCCAAGAGAACAAUAAUGAGCCCCCAACAGCAGAAACUCUAAUUCAACCAACCGAAGAGAAGACGUGGCCUAAACUUGACAACAUGGCUAACAAUGAUGAAAAUCAAUCUGGUCAUGGUCAAGAAGAACAACAGACUCAGACACUUGUGAAUUCCGAAGUCUCUUCUGCUGCAAUUCAAGUCAAGGACUCAUGUGAAGAUGCAGAGGAUGACAGCGAGAUUAUAAUCCGUAGCUCAAGGAAAAGAAAAGCCAGACCGCUGCAAAUUGAAGAGACGCAGUCGCUCAUAGGUUCUCAAAUGGAAGAGAGAGUAUGUGAGAUCACGAAUUCCGAGACGUCUGUAGUUGAACGUCGGUCACCAAGCACUGACCAGCCAAGUCCAAAGACCAUAAAACUUGGCUCUGAAAUCGGAACCAGUAUAAAUGAACGCUCUAGAAGAAAACCGUCACAACUAAGAGAAAAGGGAGAACCAUUGGAAAAAAGACAAACACGAGGCAAUAAAGCCAGAGGACAAACACGAAUGUCCAAGUCUGCUGGGAGUGAAAGUGAGGAGGAGGCCACCACGCAGCAGACCAUUCUUCUUGAGGUCCAAGAUGGGGAUCAGAGACAGGAAUGUGAAAUUGCAGAUAGUGCAAGAAAAGAAGAAACAGAACAAUCGGAAACGGUGGAGGAAGGAGAACGACUCGAGAGACCAGAAAUGAAAGCUAAACGACAAAAAACAGAUGGAUCAGAGGCAGAGCUUCAACAAAACAACGUGGCACAACACCAGGUACCGCAGAGAGGCCGAAGAGGAACAAGAAGAACUAUUGCUGUUCCACUCACAGCAGAUUCGGACGAUGUCCCAGCUAAGAGAACCAGAUCCCGCUCCAACUCUUCAAACUCUGUAAGUUCCGAGGUGUCCACUUCAAGCACCCAAGGGGGUCGGGGGCGCGAGCAGGACAAUUCUCUCGAUUCUCCUCUGGGAUCACUUUCGAGAUCCACUUCCUCCAACUCUCUUGCUUCAGAGAUGUCCUGCGGCAGCUCUCAGAGGGGAAGAGGAGGCAAACAAAGAGGAAGAGGACGCAAAACAGAGCCUGGGCCCAGUUUGAUCCAGUCUACAUUAAUCCAAAACACUGCUCCUAAGGCGACGCCAAGUGGCAAAAGGGGUAGGAAGGCCGAGAUAUCCACUACCGAGCUUUCUGAUGAAGCCGUUACCAAACCAGAAUCAAAGCAAGUUGUUGCCACUAGAGGGAGGAGGCGAGCAAAUGUUGAACAACCAUCAAAUCUGGCAAACAACACAACAGGUGACUCUCCACCGCCUAAAAGAAAUAUCAGGGGUAGACUUCAGAGGACAGAAAAAAGUGAAGUCUUGGAAGUGCCUGUAGCUCCCAUGGGCAGCAAUAUAGUACAGGCCAAAGAUAAAAGGGAGGGAAGAAAGAGAAUGCUGGAGGUAGAAGUGAAAGAUGAAAAUCCAUCUGCGGUCCAAGAUAAGAGGAAAACUAGAGCAUCCCACGCUGAGGGGGGCAGGAAUGCUAAGGAAUCUCCUCACAACACAGCCAGCGAGGGUGGAAGUGUGACAUCGGUUGAUGAUUCUGGUGAAGGUGCACAGGUGCUUUUCACAGGAGUGGUGGACCAAGCCGGGGAAAAAGUGGUGACACGCCUGGGAGGCGUUUUGGCUAAUGGCACUGCAGACAUGAACUGCCUGGUGACUGACAAGGUGCGCAGGACUGUCAAGUUCUUGUGCGCAGUGGCUAAAGGGAUCCCAAUUGUCAACACACAAUGGCUGGACAAGAGUGGUAAAGCUGGGACUUUCCUGCCUCCCGACGCCUUUAUUGUGAACGAUCCAGAGCAGGAGCAGAAGUUCAAUUUCUGCCUGCAGGAGACUCUGAGGCUUGCCAGCAGAGAGCCUCUCUUGCAGGGCUACAAGAUCCACAUCACAAAAUCGGUGAAGCCCGAGCCCGUCCACAUGAAAGACAUCAUUUCCUGCUGCGGAGCGACAUUUAUCCCCAAAAUGCCUUCUACACACAAGCCUUACACCUUGGUAGUAUCCUGCACGGAAGACUGGUCGCUAUGCCGCAGGGCCGUUUCGGCUUCACUCCCGAUCGUCACGGCCGAAUUCAUCCUUUCUGGUAUCCUGCAGCAUAAAGUGGACUUUGAUACACACAAGUUGUCUGGGCCUUUCGACCCUUGA
Messenger RNA from Nerophis lumbriciformis (worm pipefish), 5553 nucleotides. Lineage: Eukaryota; Metazoa; Chordata; Actinopteri; Syngnathiformes; Syngnathidae. The record is from RefSeq and is a predicted model, not a curated record.